CCCCCCUGUCCGCUUUUUAUUUAAUUUAAUCCCACCUAAAGGCCAUUCUCUCUCUCACUGUUCCCCCCCUGCUCAUUUUCUGGCCUUAUCAGAAACCCGGUUCCUCUUUUUUACUCAGCUUCUCUCUUCCCCUUCCUCUCCUCGCCUUCUUCCUUCUUCACCGUUCGUCUUUCUUUCUUCUUCAACCUCCCGUAAUUCUUUUUAUUUACGUCGCGUGCGCUGAGAGGUUGAUUCUGGUUCUGGGUUCUGCUUUCUUGUGUCCUUGUCGGCACCUUUCACUCACUCACUCAUUCUACCUGAGCCUACGUCUUUUGACUUUAUACUUCGAACCCGUUGAGAUACACGCGUCGAAGCGUUGAAGCUUGCCCACAAUGUUUGGACAAGUGCGCACAAACCGGUCGACGGUCCUUAUGGCCGGCACCGUUAUCUUCCUGGUCGCUUUUGUUAGCCUGGCCUACAACCAUCUCGACAAGUGGGAGCCUCCCGCUGACGUCGCUACCGACACCGAGACAUCCAUCAUUGGUGAUACCCACGAUGAGCCCAAGAAGACUGAGCCGGAGCAACCCGAGCAGCACGGCGCCAUGUCGAAACCCGACCACCCUUCCAACGCCUCCACCGAGCUCGGCGACUACUACUUCAACUACAUCAUGAAGGCCCGCGUCAGCCCUGCCGACAAGAAGUACGCUCCUUUCGGCGCUUUCCCCAUGGAGCUCCCCGCCGAGCCCAAGUGGACUGAGAUGAUUGGCGAGGACCUCUGCAUUAUCGAUCUUGACAACCGACCUUUCGACGAGCCUGGCCAGAUCUUCUCCCCCGGUCUGAUGAGCUGGGACCGCGCUGACGAGACCCACGGUCUGUCCCUCGGUGUUCUGAACCACUGGCUCUAUGCCAAGAACCACGGUUACAAGUACUACUACGUUGACAUCACCGAUCCCUUUGAGGAUCGCCGCAACUCCUGGAAGAAGCCCCCGAUUCUGUCCAAGAUCCUCAAGAAGCACAAGGCCUGCAUCUUCCUUGACUCCGAUGCCGUCUUCCACCACCUCGAUCUGCCCUUUGAGUGGCUCAUGAACUACUGGCAGCUCCACCCCGAUACCAACUCUCUCGCCCUUGCCUACGAUCCUCACCACAAGAACAACAUGGACAAGUUCGACAAGGUCUACCUCAACACUGGUUUCAUCGUUCUCCAGAACAACGAGAAGACCUUCGAAAUCCUCAAGGAGUGGGAGGACUGCCCCAACGAGGGUGGCAAGCACCCCGACUGUGUCGAGUUCCGAAAGAACCGCCCCGGAAAGCCCACCGACCAGGGUGGCUUCGGUACCUACAUCCGCUACGAUUACCCUAAGGACAUCAAGGAUCUUCCCUGCACCGAGGCCAACGGUUUCCCCGAGAGCCGAUCUGGCUGCGACGGAAAGUUCAUCAAGCAUCUCUGGACCGGCAAGAAGGACCACAUCAAGGUGGUCAUCGGCCAGCAGGUCCCCGGUGCGCUGCUAGAGAUGUUCCACAAACAAUUCAUGGAAGAGAAGCCAAAGUUCUUCAUCUCCGAGCGAGACCUGAUGGCCCAGAAGGAUUAAAUAAGUAAUGAAAAUGCUUUAAUGAGACCGAGUACUAGAAAAGGCGGACAUGAUACGGACGGCUUUUGAAAUCAUCUUUUUUUUUAAUAAUUUUACUGUAAAACUUAUACCAUCCAGGAGAGGUAUAGGCAAUACCUCUUCUCCCUCUCAAUUGGGGUUUACUUGACAUGGUGUUUUUGGGAGUGUUAAGGGUUUUUUAAACAAAUGGCCUGCAAUCGGAAACUUUUUUUUGGAUGUUUGUUCAAUGUGCAUGAGAGAAAGAAAACUAGGCAUGAUCUCUUUAUGAGUAAUAGGGAUAACAAUGAGUUUUGACGUUGA
This is a messenger RNA of Fusarium oxysporum Fo47, 1886 nucleotides long. RefSeq lists its product as uncharacterized. The coding region runs from base 372 to 1568 and encodes 398 amino acids. Lineage: Eukaryota; Fungi; Ascomycota; Sordariomycetes; Hypocreales; Nectriaceae. The transcript is spliced from 3 exons. Gene Ontology annotation, cellular component: Golgi membrane. Gene Ontology annotation, biological process: protein N-linked glycosylation. The record is from RefSeq and is a predicted model, not a curated record. Gene Ontology annotation, molecular function: glycosyltransferase activity.